Molecule: messenger RNA, 2577 nt
Organism: Penicillium verhagenii
Lineage: Eukaryota; Fungi; Ascomycota; Eurotiomycetes; Eurotiales; Aspergillaceae
Product: Nitrogen regulatory protein nrfA
Exons: 2
Coding region: 1-2577 (858 amino acids)
Biological process (GO): positive regulation of transcription by RNA polymerase II; negative regulation of transcription by RNA polymerase II; nitrate assimilation
Cellular component (GO): nucleus
Molecular function (GO): zinc ion binding; DNA-binding transcription factor activity, RNA polymerase II-specific; RNA polymerase II cis-regulatory region sequence-specific DNA binding
Source: RefSeq, a predicted model, not a curated record
AUGGAGGGUAUCCAUCAUGGAGGUCAUGGUGGCCGACCGCUGCAAUCCGCGGCUUUUCCGGACAUGGAUUCCCAUAUGAUGUCGGACGACUUUUCCUUUGGCUCCCCCUUCAGUCCUACGAGUUCCACUGCCCAGGAUGGUAUGCUGAAUGACCCCAUUUUUCCGGAGUGGAGGAGUGGUGCCCCGCGCGGUGGCGACAACCCCGACGAAUUGCAGCGGCAAGACCCCUUGGCUGCUCAGAUCUGGCGGCUUUACACCAAGACCAAAGCCAACCUGCCAAACCAGGAACGUAUGGAGAAUCUGACCUGGCGAAUGAUGGCUAUGAGUUUGAAACGCAAGGAACAAGAACAGCUACGGUCGUCGCAAGCCAAUCAUCAUACCACCAGUCCUACCCCGAGCGGGAUCGCGCAGUUGCAUCUGUCCGACCAGGCGUCGACAGUCAACUCGAACUCCAGCAUGAACCUCGAUUCCACCCCAGAUGCCAUGAACUUGGAUGACUUCAUCGUCCCCUUUGACUCCCCCGUCGAGUAUUCGUCUCACCCCACCGUGGACCGUCAGUUCACCGCGACACCAACCGCUUCCAUCCCGAUCAAAUCGCGCAAGGACCAACCAGCCGACCCAUCCGUCGCAGCGUCAUUUCCACACCCUCCCCAGGAGCAACGAAAGAACAGCGAGUUCGGCUACGUCGCCCGUCGGGUCCGCAAGACCAGCGUGGAUGAGCGUCAGUUUUUCUCCGGGCUAGCAGUGCCCACGCGCAAACGCCCGGCCGAUGCUUCACCACAGGUACCCCCCGUAUCGAACGCGAUGAUGGCACAACACUCUGAAAUGUCGGCGGCGGGAUUACCGGAUUACUCCCUCGACCACUCCCCGGCCGGUUUCGCCAUGCCGACCAACGGAAUGGGUCCUCGGCGUCAUCUCCACCAGCAUACCGUCUCAUCGGGUCUCCCGUACGGCCUGGAUACAUUUGGUGUGGGUGAUGAGAGCGCAAUUAGCUCCGCGGGCCCUUACCAACAGCACUUUACCUUCUCUCCUUCAGACUCCCCUAUGACAGCUGGCAACCCAUUCUCCAGCCUAUACGCACAGACCCCGUUGGCGACAUCUCUUAACUCCACUGAGUUCUUCUCUCCACCUCCAUCCGGAUACCAGUCGGCCGUGUCGACGCCUCAGCCAAUUUAUGAAGGCGAACAGUCUAUAUUCUUCGAUGCGCCAUCGACCGAUUCCCACAACCAGCGCCGUAUUCCCACAUAUCUGCAGCAACGGUCCUCCAACUUGUCCGCAUCGCUACAGCCUCGCCAAAUGUAUAACAGUACCAACGGAGAAUAUCAGUCACCUGUUACUGGGCCACCCACCACUAUGGGUUUCUCUGUUCCGCAGCAGCAUGUUGACCCCAACCAGGUGCUGGGGCAUGAAUAUUCCUCCACCGCGCCUAAUACCAGCAUGUUUACUUUCGGUGGAGACUCAGAUAACGAAGACGACGAUGGCCAGUCAUAUGAGCGCGGAGGCAUUGCAAUGCCCCAUGACUUUUCAUCCAUGGAUGAGACCGGCGAUAUGAACGCGGGUUUGACGUGGGAUGCAGGGUUCGCAGGUUCUGUUCAGUCAUUACCUGGAUUUAAUGGUCAACAUCGCAAGCAUGUCACCAUUGGUUCGACUGACAUGAUGGAGGGCCCACCCGAGUGGCAGCAUCACGCGAGCCUUGGCCGUGGGCAUGGCUCCGCAGCCUCCGUCAGUGAGGUUCGUAACCGAGAACAAGACCAUCGCCGUCAUCAAAAAAUUGCGCGCACUGCUUCGACUCCCAACGCCCCCGGCCUCUUGCGUCAAAGUAUGAACGGCAAUGCUAGCGGGCCGCCAACGAACCACCCAUCCCCUAAUACCCCACCUGAGUCAGGCCUUAGUAGCGCCGUUCCCUCUCGACCAGCCAGCCCCGGUGGUUCUAAGAAUGGUGACCCUAAUGCGGGGCCGACUACGUGUACAAACUGUUUCACGCAAACCACUCCACUGUGGCGUCGCAACCCUGAGGGACAACCCUUAUGCAAUGCUUGUGGUCUGUUCCUGAAACUUCACGGCGUGGUUCGACCCUUGUCGCUCAAAACCGAUAUCAUUAAAAAGCGGAACCGCAGCAGUGCCAACAGCUUGGCUGUCGGUACCUCUCGCUCCUCCAAGAAGUCUUCUCGCAAGAACUCCAUUGUGCACGUGCCAACUAGCGUUGUUAACUCGCGUGCGCCGAGCAACAACGCUUCCGAGUCGCCGCCUUCUCUCUUGGGAUCCAGCUUCUCUAACAAAUCGGGCGUGGUUCCUAUUGCCGCCGCACCGCCUAAACCUGGCCCUCCUGCUGGAGUUGCUCAGGCACGUGCAGGUGUGCAAGUAGCUCCCAGACGGCAGCGUCGUCUUGAAAAGGCACCUGCUGGAUCUGAGCCAGAUACGGAUGAUAGCCCCAAGUCAACUGCACCACCUUCUCGAUCCAAGGUGGUACCAUUGGCUCCGGCCAUGCACCCGGCAGCUGCCAACCCUGCCAACCACAGUAUUGCUGGUGGACAGGGUGCCAGUCAGGAAUGGGAGUGGCUGACCAUGAGUCUCUGA